Nerophis lumbriciformis (worm pipefish) is the source of this 1794-nucleotide messenger RNA. It is a transcript of the gene kcnd2, whose product is annotated as potassium voltage-gated channel, Shal-related subfamily, member 2. Gene Ontology annotation, biological process: action potential; potassium ion transmembrane transport; protein homooligomerization. Gene Ontology annotation, molecular function: A-type (transient outward) potassium channel activity; protein binding. The record is from RefSeq and is a predicted model, not a curated record. Gene Ontology annotation, cellular component: voltage-gated potassium channel complex; postsynaptic membrane; dendritic spine. NCBI's taxonomy places the organism in Eukaryota, Metazoa, Chordata, Actinopteri, Syngnathiformes, Syngnathidae.
AUGGCCGCGGUUGCGGCUGCGUGGCUGCCGCUGGCCCGCGCAGCUGCCGUGGGAUGGAUUCCGGUGGCCAGUAGGCCGAUGCCGGAAGCCCCGCAAGAACCGCAGCGCUGCAAAGGCGGCAUAGUUGUGAUCAAUGUGAGCGGGAUCAGAUUCCAGACUUGGCGAGACACGUUGGAGCGCUACCCUGACACCCUGCUGGGCAGCUCUGAGAGGGACUUCUUCUUCCAGGAGGAGCGCGACGAGUUCUUUUUCGACCGAGACCCGGACUUGUUCCGACACAUCCUCAACUUCUACCGGACGGGCAGGAUGCACUUCCCUCGCCAGGAGUGCAUCUCGGCCUUUGACGAAGAGCUCACCUUCUUCGGCAUCAUUCCGGAAGUGAUCGGGGACUGCUGCUACGAGGACUACAAGGACCGGCGCAGGGAAAACCAGGAGCAGAUUCAGGAUGACGAGGAAAGGGACACGAGCCACGAGCAGGUCUUGCCGGACAUGAACUUCCGGGAGUCCAUGUGGCGCGCCUUCGAGAACCCGCACUCGUCCACCACGGCGCUGGUCUUGUACUACGUCACGGGCUUCUUCAUUGCCGUGUCCGUGCUCGCCAACGUGGUGGAGACGGUACCGUGUGGCGCCAGCGUCAAGGCCCUGCCGUGCGGGGAACGCUUUGCUUUGGCCUUCUUCUGCCUGGACACGGCGUGCGUGAUGAUCUUCACGGUGGAGUACGUGCUACGCCUAGUGGCCGCGCCCUGCCGCUUUAAGUUCGUCAAGAGCGUCAUGUCGCUCAUCGACGUGGUGGCCAUCAUGCCCUACUACAUCGGCCUCGUGAUGCCCGACAACGAGAACGUGAGCGGCGCCUUUGUCACGCUGCGCGUCUUCCGCGUCUUCCGAAUCUUCAAGUUUUCGCGCCACUCGGCGGGCCUGCGCAUCCUGGGGUACACGUUGAAGAGCUGCGCCUCCGAGUUGGGCUUCCUCCUCUUCACGCUCACCAUGGCCAUCAUCAUCUUCGCCACCGUCAUGUUCUACGCCGAGAAAACCUCCAAAGCUUCCGCCUUCACCUCCAUACCUGCGGCCUUCUGGUACACCAUCGUCACCAUGACUACGCUGGGGUACGGCGACAUGGUUCCAAACACCAUCAUGGGUAAGAUCGUGGGGUCUAUCUGCUCGCUGAGCGGCGUCCUGGUCAUCGCGCUGCCCGUGCCCGUCAUCGUGUCCAACUUCAGCCGCAUCUACCUCCAAAGCCAGCGCGCUGAGAAGAGGAGGGCGCAGAAGAAAACUCGUCUGGCCAGAAUUUCUGCGGGAAAGAACGCCGGAGCCAACGCUUACUUGCGCUACAAACAGCUGACCGACGCCGACCCAGAGGCGUCCAAGCAGGCGGGGGAGGCGCUGGUGUGCAAGGCCAACAUGGAGGUGCAGCGCCAUCACCUCCUGCACUGCCUGGAGAAGACCACGAACCACGGCUUUGUGGACCCAAAGACGAUGGAGUCGAGCCGCUCUGAGGGGAAGCCACUGAGGAAGGUGUCUUUGUCGUCCUCCUCCUCGCCUAACACCUUCACUUCCUGCUGCGCCCGCAAGACCUUUGACCUCCACAGCUCCACCAGCAGCCAUCUGCUGGACGUCCGUGUGGAGCCACAUUUGACCUACAGUCGUUCCAGAUUGAACGCCAAAUUCCAGGAAGUCCUCCCGCUAAAAUGCGAGAGGCCGUCCAUCAACAGCCUGACUCCGCUCAGCAGUGCGCGCGAAGGCAACUCUGACGCAGACCUUUACCGGACGGACGCGGUGCACGUUUCUGAGCUUUGA